AUGACGGGUCUCGCCCGCCGCUCCUUCCGAAAGCAAGUGGGGGACUACUACCUUGGACGCACGAUUGGAGAGGGUGCCUAUGCGAAGGUCAAGUACGGAGAAAAUGUCAAGACGGGAGAGAGGGUGGCGAUCAAGAUUUUGAACAAGAAGGACCUCAUUGAGGAUGAGAUGGUGGAGCAAAUAAAGAAGGAGAUCGCCAUAACGAAGGCACUGAAGCACCCGAAUGUCGUCGACCUAAUCGAGGUCAUGGCCUCCAAGGACAAAAUAUACAUGGUGAUGGAGCUCCUGACUGGUGGAGAGCUGUUUGAUCAGAUAGCAGCAGAAGGCCCAAUGACUGAAUGCAAGGCUCGAAAAGUGUUCCAACAGUUAUUGGAUGCGCUGGACUAUUGCCACCAGGAGGGAGUGUUCCAUCGAGACCUAAAGCCAGAGAAUGUGCUUCUAUCGGGGAAUGGCAGUGUAAAGUUGUCCGAUUUUGGACUGGGGGCGGCAACCAUGACGCAGUCCAUGUCUCCAGAUGGAUUCCUGAGGACAACGUGCGGAACCCCAAACUACGUAGCCCCGGAGGUCCUCAAGAGACGUGGCUACCAUGGGGCGCCAGCAGACAUCUGGUCUUUAGGUGUCGUUCUGUAUGUGGUGGUGGUGGGGCAGCUCCCAUUCGAUGACAGGAGUCUUCCAAGAUUGUUCCAAAAGAUCGCAGCUGCUGACUUUGACAUGCCAUCACACCUGUCGCCUGAGUUGAAAGACUUGUUGAAGAGGCUAAUGUUCCCUGAUCCCCAGAAAAGGAUCGCGAUUCAUGAGAUCCGGUCCCACGAUUGGGUGGACAGAGAUUACACACCAGUGGUGCCCCCAGAGCUGAUGUCAUCGCCCAAGGCCGCAGAUGCUGAAGACAUCUUCCAGGAGAAUGUGGAAUUAAAGCGGGUAGUUGUUGGCGAGAACAGCACAGACGAGCCCUGCUCACAGGGGACAACUCUGCACCGUAGCAACAGCCAGUACACUGCCUUUCAUUUGAUUGGCACUGCGCUGGAUCUGUCAACGUUGUUCGAAAAUCGCAGAGAGGUCAUCCAGAGGAACACGCGUUUCACGUGCUAUGGAGAACCCGCCGACGUCCUGAAUCGCAUCAGCAGCUCCGUAUGCGAAGUUGGCGGCCGUGUCGAGCCAAGGAACGGCGACCGUAUCAAGAUUUAUUUCGCCAUCAGCGCCCAGCGCACGAUCGCUGCGAGCGCCGAGGUGUUCGAUCUGCUGCCGGGCAUCCAAGUCGUGGAGAUACAGCGGAACAGGGGGGACCGCCGGGACUUUCGCGAGUUCUACACCAUCAUCACAACUGCCCUGCAAGACCUCAUGACUUCGAGGGAUGAUGAUGAUGCAGGGUCUCGUUCCGCACCAUCUUGCGUCAGUCCCCAAGCUGUGUGA
Ostreobium quekettii is the source of this 1410-nucleotide messenger RNA. The record is from the annotation of a GenBank genome assembly. Lineage: Eukaryota; Viridiplantae; Chlorophyta; Ulvophyceae; Bryopsidales; Ostreobiaceae.